UGCCCCAGUAGUGCCACGUUGAACCUCGGGUUGGAGGGAGGGCAAAAGUUUUACCUCCCUCAGCUGCAACUUGCAACUUAAACUUCCCGCAGCGAAAUUCUGCAACAGUAACGUUGGUGCUGUUGCUAUGGGAACCAUGCGGCCACACCUGCUGUGCUGUUUGUUGUUUCUUGCCCUCCUUCACCAAAGACCCUCAGCAGGGGAGGGAGACCAGCCCUGGCGGGACACAGACAUGCCGUACGAGGAGCUGAAAGCGAGGCUGGAGUCGGGGACCGUCCGUUUGAUUGACGUGAGGGAGCCGAUCGAGCUAGUGGAGGACGGCGAGAUUCCUGGUGCCGUGAAUAUUCCGCUUGGUGAGGUUGGGGAUGCGUUCCAGCUGCCCCCUGGCGAGUUUCAGCGGAAGUACAGCUGUGAGAAGCCGGGGAGGGAGGAUGACAACAUCGUGACCAGCUGUCUGGCCGGGGUUCGCAGCUUCGACGCGCUCGAGCAACUACGCAAACUCGGAUUCCACAAAGUGAAACAUUACCCCGGUGGCUUCCUCGAAUGGUCAGAACGAUGUGAACAGGAAUGGAAGGAAAAGGACGACACCAGGAACACCAAAGACCCCAUACAGCCCCCCAUACCUGUGGAUAAAAAAGAAACCAGUAACACGGAAAACCCCACGGCACCCCCGGCCCCCCCUAACUCCAUACCCUCUCCACAAGACAAGACAGAAUUGUGAUGCCGGCUUCAGAUUUUC
Molecule: messenger RNA, 739 nt
Organism: Branchiostoma belcheri (Belcher's lancelet)
Lineage: Eukaryota; Metazoa; Chordata; Leptocardii; Amphioxiformes; Branchiostomatidae
Product: thiosulfate sulfurtransferase/rhodanese-like domain-containing protein 3
Exons: 5
Coding region: 128-721 (197 amino acids)
Cellular component (GO): mitochondrion
Molecular function (GO): thiosulfate-cyanide sulfurtransferase activity
Source: RefSeq, a predicted model, not a curated record